Messenger RNA from Lithohypha guttulata, 1059 nucleotides. It is a transcript of the gene hrf1, whose product is annotated as Protein transport protein yif1. Gene Ontology annotation, biological process: endoplasmic reticulum to Golgi vesicle-mediated transport. The transcript is spliced from 3 exons. The coding region runs from base 1 to 1059 and encodes 352 amino acids. The record is from RefSeq and is a predicted model, not a curated record. Gene Ontology annotation, cellular component: COPII-coated ER to Golgi transport vesicle; endoplasmic reticulum-Golgi intermediate compartment; endoplasmic reticulum membrane. NCBI's taxonomy places the organism in Eukaryota, Fungi, Ascomycota, Eurotiomycetes, Chaetothyriales, Trichomeriaceae.
AUGCAGCGUCAAACCUUUCCUCAGCCAACCGCAAAGAGCCCCGAGCUGUUUCACCCUCGACCUCAACACAUAUCCCAGGUACCUCACUUAAGGUCACCCCCAUUGCCAAACCAACCUCAGACACAGCCACAGAUUAACAGCUAUGGCAAUCCAUAUGGAUCUCCUCCACUUCAGCAACCUGGGGCAGAUCCUGCUUACGGUGCCAACUUCUUCAGCGGAUACAUGAAUGAUCCUACAGCACAAAUGGCUUCACAAUUCGGCAAGAGUGCAGUGAUGCAAGGAUCGCAAUAUAUUGAGCAGAAUGUGCAACGAUAUGUCUCCGUUUCCGCCCUCAAGCACUAUUUUAAUGUCUCUAACUCAUACGUUGUCCGUAAACUGAUGCUCGUCCUGCUUCCCUGGAGACACAGACCCUGGACACGGCAACAUGCACGCGGUUCUGCAGCUGAAGGUGGCUCUCAGCAAGUCUCGAACAUGUACCUUCCACCACGAGAUGACAUCAAUUCUCCAGACAUGUAUAUUCCUAUCAUGUCCUUGAUAACAUACAUUCUCUUGUCUACUGUUUUAGCUGGUAUCCGAGGGACCUUUUCACCUGAGUUGCUAGGAAGUAUAUCCACCACUUGUCUCGUGGUCAUUGUGGUCGAGAUUAUUGUGCUGCGGGUAGCUAUCUACCUGCUCAACAUCACGAAUGAGUCCCAACUACUCGACCUUGCUGCAUAUGCUGGCUACAAAUUUGUCGGGGUUAUCGUGACUUUGUUUGUAUCUGAGAUCGUGACAGCUGGAAGAGGAACGAACAACUGGGUCGGAUGGUCUGUGUUUCUGUACACCUGGAUGGCCAAUUCUUUCUUCUUGCUGCGGUCUCUCAAGUACGUCCUUUUACCCGAUUCAUCGAAUGAUCCUUCGUUAAGAGGUGGUGCGAAUUAUACCGUGGCUCGUUCUCAGAAAAACAUGCGCACUUACUUCCUCUUUACAUAUGCCUACAUCUUUCAGCUCGUGUUCAUGUGGGCACUGAGCAGAGAGGACGGUAUUGGCGCCAACGUUCUCCCAAAAGCAAGCACUUGA